AACAUCUAUAAAACUUUUUUUUCUAACAUCUAUAAAUUGUUUAUUGGUUCAGCCUCUUACACCCAUCAUGACCAUAAUAUCGCCCUUUUUGAGAACACUGAGGCUCUCGGAUAUUCCAAGUUUGGUGGAGCUUCCAUCUUCAUUUCAAAAUCUCUAUUUACUGAAGCAUUUGACAAUUACAGAAUGCAUAAAUCUUGAGUCUCUUCCAGCCAACAUCAGCUUUGAAUAUCUUACUUGGCUCGACCUUAGUCGAUGCUCACGGUUGAGGAGUUUUCCUGAUAUCUCAACCAACAUCUCAUUGCUCGACAUAACUGAAACAGGGAUCGAGGAGGUUCCAUGGUGGAUCCAAGACUUCUCUUGCCUUCGAUACUUUUACAUGAGUGGAUGCAACAAUUUACAAUGCAUAUCCGUAAACAUUUGUAAACUGAAAAGUCUUAAGAUCGCUAAUUUUGCACACUGUGGGGCAUUGACUGAAGCUCGGAUUAAUGAUAGUCCAAGUGAGGUGGCAGUGGAAACAGAUAGUAGUUACUCUGAGUCACAAGUCUCUGACGAGUCUUCCUCUUCUCUUUCAGAUAAUUAUAUCCCCAAACUCGAUCUCAAUUUUAGGAAUUGCUUCAACUUGGAUCCAGAAGCUUUACUUCAUCAACAAUCAUUUUUCAAGGACAUAGUCUUGCCAGGUGAAGAAGUGCCUACAUAUUUCACUCAUCGAACUUCUGGAAACUCCUCUUCUCUGACCAAUAUCUCUAUGCCUUACACUUAUCCUUACCAACCAUUCUUUAGGACUAGGGCUUGCGCCGUGAUUGAUUAUGAUGGCAUAAUUACACCCGGUAUAUAUAUUCAACUAUCUUGUCGGUUCGAGGGAAGAUUCGGGAACCACUUUAAUUCUACUUAUAGAAAAGAUUGUUUGUGGACAGAUCAGAAGGUUAGUCAUCUUUUUAUAUUUGACUGUCUUUUCCCUCUAAACAAAGACAAUGAUCCUAUGGCUGAAGUGAACUACGAUCAAGUGGAUAUAAACAUUAGUCUCACUGGUGGCUGCAAUUUAAAAGGAUGGGGUAUACGACUUUUUGAGGGCUAUGAGACUGAUCAGAGUGAUGAGUGUGGAGACAAUGAUGAUAGUGAUAAUCAGGGUGAAGAAUGUGAAGAGUGUGAUUCUAGUGAUGAUCAGAGUGAAGAGUCUGGAGACAGUGAUAAUCAGACCGUGAUACGACUUUCUCAAGACUUUUCAUCACCAGAGAACAGACUUGGUAAUCCUAACACUCUUCCGCAUGUUUGUGAAGCUAGUGAAGACAAUAUGCUUAAUGAUGGAUGUCGUGAAACAGAACAUGUUGGAGAAUGUAGAGGCAACAAUGUGGAGACAGAGAGAAGUAGUAAACGAAUGCGGAUUACGUGAAGGACACUCAAGAAACUAUGAACCUUUGAUUUAUGAAAUGAAAUGAGUAAAUUUUCUUGUUCAACAAGAUUCUUCAUUGCCUCCCUAGUUGGAUAAACGUUUCAGGUAACCAAGUCUUGUAAACCAAAAUCUUAUUUUACUCCCACAUCUGUUGUGAAACAAACCUUAGGGAUGACUUAUUUAUGUUUUAAUAUAUCGUAUUAUUUGAAUUUAAGUUGAAUUUACUAAUAUAAGAGGUUAUUUAACAUUUUCUUAAAAGGUGAAGGUAUAAAAAUCAACAAAAAAAAGUUCAGGAUUUUUUAAUAUGAUUUUAGGAAAGACGCGGAUUUUUAAUUUCCACCCAUUUUUCAUCUCUAAAUAUGAACCAUUUCAAUAGAUUUUACCACUGAUUAAAGAGUUGCUUCAAUUGGUGAUUUCAUAAGCUGCCCUUUCUAUUUUGAUUUUCAUGGUGCUAGAUAAUGUAAUGACAUAUGGCUUUUUGACAACUUCAUAUGUACAGGGUUUGAAGAAAUAACUCUAGUCAUGCCAUAUAUAUAUGAGGAAUAACUCUAGUCUCUACCAUAAGCCACAUUUACGAACUGCCUUCUUGAAUUUCAUCCUCUUCUUCUAGUUUUUAUUCAUAAAAAUGUCAUUUUGGCCAGCGGCAAUAUUCUGCUUUGCUCUUUCAAAAUUGUUCAUUUAUCAAAGUGUCACCUGCUUCAAUAUUUUAUAAACUCAGUUUUUUUCGUAUGUGAAAUAAUUAAUU
Arabidopsis lyrata subsp. lyrata is the source of this 2135-nucleotide messenger RNA. RefSeq names its product protein VARIATION IN COMPOUND TRIGGERED ROOT growth response. Bases 68 to 1390 code for a protein of 440 amino acids. Lineage: Eukaryota; Viridiplantae; Streptophyta; Magnoliopsida; Brassicales; Brassicaceae. The transcript is spliced from 2 exons. The record is from RefSeq and is a predicted model, not a curated record.